Messenger RNA from Sclerotinia borealis F-4128, 3603 nucleotides. The record is from the annotation of a GenBank genome assembly. NCBI's taxonomy places the organism in Eukaryota, Fungi, Ascomycota, Leotiomycetes, Helotiales, Sclerotiniaceae.
AUGGGUAUCAGUCGUCGUCCAAAGGGUGAUAAAAAUGCCUCUGCAGGAGAGAGUGCCCAGUCGGGAAAGCCGAAUAUCCAGAAGGCCCAGUUCGAUACAACUAAGAAGAAGGAAGUUGGUGUAUCCGAUCUUACUUUGAUCAUGGGCAUUUAUACAGAUGCAGUCUUGGAUAGUUACAAAGGCAAGAACCGUCUGGAGAUGCCACCUCAUGUCUUCGCCGUUGCAGAAUCUGCCUACUACAAUAUGAAUGCAUACAAAGAUAAUCAGUGUGUUAUUAUUUCCGGAGAAUCUGGAGCGGGAAAGACCGAGGCAGCGAAGCGGAUCAUGCAAUAUGUAGCCAAUGUUUCCGGAGGCAGCAACUCAUCCAUUCAGGAGAUCAAAGAUAUGGUUUUGGCGACAAAUCCUUUGCUAGAGUCGUUCGGUAAUGCGAAAACAUUACGAAACAAUAACUCAUCUCGUUUCGGCAAAUACCUUCAACUACAAUUCAAUGCGCAAGGAGAGCCGGUGGGCGCGGACAUAACAAAUUAUCUUCUGGAGAAGACGAGAGUAGUCACUCAGAUUAAGGACGAGCGGAAUUUUCACAUAUUUUACCAAUUCACCAAAGGGGCCUCGCAAUCAUAUAGGGAGAACUAUGGCAUCCAACAACCGUCGCAGUAUGUCUACACAAGUAGAGCCGAGUGCUUCGACGUUGACGGGAUUGAUGAUCUCGCUGAAUACCAGGAUACUUUGGAUGCCAUGAAGAUUAUCGGUUUGUCGCAAGCUGAACAGGACGAGAUAUUCCGCAUGCUAGCUGCUAUCUUGUGGACGGGAAAUAUCCAAUUCCGCGAAGAUGAUGAUGGAUACGCUACAGUUGUCGAUCAAUCAGUUGUUGAUUUCUUAGCCUAUCUUCUUGAUGUUGAUGCCGGCCACGUUAUCCAAGCCAUUACUAUUAGAAUCCUCACUCCUAGAAAUGGGGAAGUCAUCGAGUCACCUGCGAAUGUUCCGCAAGCAAUAGCCACAAGGGACGCUCUCGCCAAAUCAAUAUAUAGCAACCUCUUCGACUGGAUUGUCGAGCGUGUCAACAAAUCUCUUAUUGCUCGAGCAGAGACAUCGAACUCGAUAGGUAUUCUUGAUAUCUAUGGAUUCGAAAUUUUCGAGAAGAACAGUUUUGAGCAGUUGUGCAUCAACUACGUUAAUGAGAAAUUGCAACAGAUCUUCAUCCAGCUGACUUUGAAGACCGAACAAGAGGAAUAUGCCCGGGAGCAGAUUCAUUGGACGCCGAUCAAGUACUUCGAUAACAAAGUUGUCUGUGAUCUAAUCGAAGCUGUUAGGCCUCCAGGUGUAUUCUCCGCCAUGAAAGAUGCAACCAAGACAGCUCAUGCUGAUCCAGCUGCAUGUGACCGGACUUUCAUGCAAGCAAUUAGUGGAAUGUCAAAUCCUCAUCUUACCCCUCGACAAGGUAACUUUAUCAUCAAGCAUUAUGCUGGUGAUGUGAGCUAUACUGUGGAGGGAAUUACAGAUAAGAAUAAGGAUCAACUUCUCAAAGGCUUGCUCAAUCUAUUUGGGCAGAGUAAAAAUCACUUUAUCCAUGAACUGUUCCCCCAUCAAGUUGAUCAGGAUAACAGAAAGCAGCCUCCGUCUGCUGGUGAUAAAAUCAAGGCCUCUGCGAAUGACCUAGUGGCAACUUUGAUGAAAGCAACACCAUCGUAUAUCCGCACAAUCAAGCCGAAUGAAAACAAAUCACCCACAGAAUACAACGAGAAGAAUGUCCUGCAUCAAGUCAAGUAUCUUGGCCUUCAAGAGAACGUUCGAAUUCGUCGUGCCGGAUUCGCAUAUCGUCAAACAUUUGACAAGUUUGUUGAACGAUUCUACUUACUUUCCCCCAAAACCUCUUACGCCGGCGACUAUAUAUGGACAGGAGAAUCAAAGACUGGAGCCAUGCAAAUUUUAAAAGAUACCAAUAUACCCACCGAGGAAUUUCAAAUGGGCGUGACCAAGGCAUUCAUCAAAGCUCCUGAAACCUUAUUCGCUCUAGAACAUAUGCGAGAUCGUUACUGGCAUAACAUGGCCGCUCGAAUUCAACGUGUGUGGAGGGCGUUUUUGCAAAUCCGAAUCGAAGCUGCCACUCGGAUUCAGAGGAUGUUCAGAAAGAAGAGAGAGGGCAAGGAAUUCUUGGAAUUGAGAGAAAAGGGACACCAAGUUCUACAAGGACGCAAAGAGAGAAGAAGAUACAGUCUCGUUGGUUCAAGACGUUUCAUGGGCGAUUACCUUGGAAUCGCAGCAACCACUGGCCCUGGAUCAAAAAUUCGUGGGUCAAUCAAUUUGCCAGCCAACGAAGUCACUCUUUUCUCCUGCCGUGGUGAAAUUCUUGAGACAAAAUUUGGUCGAUCAAGUAAGCUUAGCCCUCGCAUCUUUAUCAUGACGCGGGCGAAAUUUUACAUCGUCAGUCAACAGCUUGUCAAUAAGCAGGUUCAAAUUGCUUUGGAGAAAGCUAUCCCCCUUGGAGCCAUCAAAUUUGUUAGCGUAUCGACGUCUCGCGAUGACUGGUUUUCCUUAGGCGUAGGCUCACCACAGGAAGCCGAUCCACUUUUGACCUGUGUGUUUAAAACUGAACUUUUGACACACAUGCAAGGGGCUAUGCCUGGUGGCGGGUUUAACUUAAAGAUAGGAGACUCGAUCGAGUAUGCCAAGAAGCCUGGCAAGAUACAGUUAAUCAAGGUCGUCAAAGACUCUCAACAACAUCAAGAUCACUACAAGAGUCAUACUAUCCACACACAAGCAGGCGAGCCACCCAAUUCUCGAUCAAAGCCCAUGCCGAAAGGCAAGCCUGUCGAGGCGAAACCAUUCACCAAAGGUCGUCUCAUCAAGCCUGGAGGGCCUGGAGGACGACCAUCAAAACUGACGAACGGAAAUCGACCAACUCCCAAGCCAGUCCCUGCACUGGCUGCAGCAAGGCAUGUACUUACACCCGCUGCAGCAAGACCUGUACCUGCCGCCAACCCUGUUGCAGCCUCCAUUCCAGUGCACACGAGAAAUCCUUCGGCACAAUCGACAAAAUCUAAUCGAGCCAUGCCACCUCCUCCACCACCCGCUCCACCCGCUCCUCCUCCGGCUCCAGUAUUAAGGGAACCUCAAUACCGUGUACUCUACGCAUUCGCUGGACAGAGUGCUAAUGAAUUCUCCUUGAAGCAGGGUGAGAUAGUGACUGUUCUACAAAAGGAGACAAAUGGUUGGUGGCUUACUAAAAAUGUCCGUGGUCAAGGUUGGGCACCCACUGCUUACCUCGAAGAAGUGGCGCCACCACCACCUGUCGCAGCUCGUCCAACACCACCUCCACCACCACCUCCUGGACCUCCGAAGAUGAAUGGUACAAACGGUGCUGCCAUUCGCUCUAAACCUACUCCUCCUGCACCACCGGCCAAACGUCCAGCAGCCGGUCGGAAGCCAGCUCCUCCCCCUGCGCCUCGCGAUUCUGGUAUGAGCAUUUCUAGUAAUGGAAGUGGCAACAACAGCGGGCGAAGCACUCCAACCCCAAGUUUAGCCGGCGGUCUAGCCGAAGCCUUACGAGCGAGACAAAGCGCAAUGCAAGGUAACACUAAAAAAGAAGACGAAGACGAUUGGUAG